Molecule: messenger RNA, 213 nt
Organism: Iphiclides podalirius (scarce swallowtail)
Lineage: Eukaryota; Metazoa; Arthropoda; Insecta; Lepidoptera; Papilionidae
Source: the annotation of a GenBank genome assembly
AUGGAGUGGAGCACAAAAGUGCUGGCAGUUGCACGGCUCGAAUACGGUGUUGUCAUGCCGGCGGGUCGCCCGCUCUCAAGGCGCUCAGCCGACCAUGAUCUACGGUCUCAGCAGUCGAAGCCGGGCAUCCAAGCGUACAUUAUUACGUAUCGGUGCCGUCGCGAGGAAUACGUCGACGCCCCAACUACGGUCGAGCGGAGACACCACGGCGGG